CACUGAUUUUACCUCUGUGAUGUACAGAAGGUAGGAUCUUUUUUAAAAAAAAAAAGUUGGUUGACAUUUAGGUGCUCCAAAGCCAAGAGGUGCAUGCCAGAUGACAGGUGUGGCUUGCUGGCACACCUAAAUAGGAGAACACCUGUCAUUAAUGUCAUUAGCUUCAGCUGUGUCUUCACAUGAAAUUCUUUUGAAAUUUCAUUUUUAUUGCCUUCUUGUGAAGUUUGAAUGGCCAUUUGCUCCCAGUAGAAAGCUAUCGGGCUCCCACUGUCAUCAUGAACAAGACAGAAAAUGCUGCUUUUCUAUGUACAUUUUUCUCACCAAGGACAUUUUUACAUUCCAUUGUAUGAAAUGCACAGGUGUAGUUAAUGACAUUGACGAUGGCCAUUUAAGUGUCUUGGGUAAGCCAACAUCGAGUAACAACAAAUUUAACAGCAAGCAUGCUGUCUUUUAGGGUCAGUUUGUUUUGACUGUUGUUUCUUCAGUCAUGAAAAUGAGUAGCGUUUGUUUAUUAAGUUUGUUCAGGCAUAAAAUAUCAAGUCAGUUCCAUUCUUUUAAGGAAUUUUCUUAAAAGUCUGCGUACAUUAACAUAUUAUCAAUAACUGUAGCUGUCUUUAUUUACAUACAUAGAAAAAAAAUACCCUGAGGCCACUAGUUUCCGUCCAGUGUAAGUAGGAACCUUUAAAUAGACAAAGUAGUACUCGUUUCGCUACGGAAUGUUUUUGUUGAUGCACGCUCCUCUAUGAGUGAGUGCAUUAAGUUGGAGUAACGUUAAAUCGAAGGAGCUGAAGCUUUUAAUAUAAUUGAUGGGAUUUGUGUUGCGAAAAACACGACACAGAAACUGUCGCUGAAACUCGGAUACUGAAGGAGACCUCCGUGGCCUCGUUUUUGGUAAAAAUGGUUGACUGGAGUCCGAUAGCGAAGGUGUACGACCCGCUGAAAGCUGGCAGCAUCGACGGCACGGACGUGGAGCCCCAUGACCGGGCGGUAUGGAGGGCUAUGGGUGCCCGCUAUAAGCCCAACAAAGGUGUUGUGGGGGACCCACUGCUGACCCUGUUUGUGUCCCGUCUGAACCCCCAGACAACAGAGGAAAAACUCCACCAAGUCUUCUCCAAGUACGGAGACAUCCAGCGGCUGAGGCUGGUCCGGGACAUCGUCACGGGCUUCUCCAAAAGAUACGCCUUCAUUGAGUACAAGGAGGAGCGGUCUGUCGUCCGGGCCCGCCGGGACGCCAACAAGCUGGUGGUGGACCAACAGGAGGUGUUCGUGGAUUUUGAACAGGAGAGGACCCUCAAAGGGUGGGUCCCCCGGCGGCUCGGCGGAGGGCAGGGAGGGAAGAAAGAGUCCGGACAGCUGCGGUUCGGUGGCAGGGACAGGCCCUUCCGGAAGCCCAUUAACCUCGGAGUCGGUCCGGUGCAAGAACGGGGAGGAGGAGGUGGUGGGGGAGGCGGAGGGAGGGAGUGGGAGAGACAAGGUGGUAGAGACAGGGAGGACCGGGACCGACACAGAGAGCCCGAGUGGGGCAGCAGAGGGAGGAGAGACGACCGGGACAGAGGCAGAGAGAGGGAUGACCGCAGGCACGGAGACAGGAGCAGACACCGGGACAGGAGGUGAAGCCCGCGAUCACAGACCUGGUGGUGAAUCCAAAGAACUGAGCUCACCGGUUCAGAGGAAGUCUGUGAAAGGUGUUUAGACACGCAGUCCAGCUGUUUGCAUCAAGUAGGAGGAGUUGGGCAGUGAAGGGGACUGGACUGGGCUCUGGAAACGAUGAGCAUUUCAAUGAACUGAUUACAAUCUCAUGACGUCUCGAUAUCGUCCUGAGUGUGAAAUGACAAGUUUUCUGGUCGCUGUCCCAUCAGACUCUGACGUGAUGUCAUCCUGGAGCAGCCACUUUAGACUGGCACUCUAGAGCAUUUCUGUAUUUCUCAGGGGGAUCUGACAUACACAUGCUUUUGUAAAGCAGUGUAAUAAUUCAUCACAUUAAGAACAUAUUAAUUGGACAUUACGAUGAUGGACAGUUUUUACAUUAUUGAUGUCGUCCAUCACAAGAAGCAACCCAAGCUUUAAAAGCACCACCUGCAGAUAACUGAACAAAAUGCCUUUUAAUAUUGUUAUUAUACAGCAACAUGUAAAGCACAUGUCCGAUUCCACCAGUAACAUGAUGUAUUUCAUCCUAAGUGAGACAAUUCAACUGUUCUGAAAUUUGAGAUGUGUAUGUAGUGUUAUUAUUUUUAAAUGCUAACAUUUUUGGAGUCAUAAAAAUGAUGACGCUUUGUGCAACAUUCACUCUAUAAAUGAGGGAAGAAAACCAAAUAAACUAAAAACAACUAUAACACAAUGGUGUCAUUUACCUCCUUUCUUGCGCAGAAGUUAGAACGGUUUUCCUUUAUCGUUGUUUUUGGGUUGCAUUUUGCUGGUGGCAGAGACAUUUUUUUCAAUGUCAUAUGCGUCUCUCUCACCCUCAAGUUUGCCCUGUAAUUGUCAUGGAUACAAAAUACAUCUUCAACUAAAUGUAAAGUUCACCAAAAGCUGCAUUAGUCACCAACACCUUUUAUUAUGUUUUUGUUGUUGUUGGAAGUCAAUAGAGUUGGAUUCUUGAUAUUUUAAUGCUGUGUUUACAAUAAAAAUGGUGCAAAAUGCACAAAAUCAUA
Molecule: messenger RNA, 2651 nt
Organism: Acanthopagrus latus (yellowfin seabream)
Lineage: Eukaryota; Metazoa; Chordata; Actinopteri; Spariformes; Sparidae
Gene: snrnp35
Product: small nuclear ribonucleoprotein 35 (U11/U12)
Exons: 1
Coding region: 898-1614 (238 amino acids)
Biological process (GO): mRNA splicing, via spliceosome
Cellular component (GO): U12-type spliceosomal complex; precatalytic spliceosome
Molecular function (GO): mRNA binding; snRNA binding
Source: RefSeq, a predicted model, not a curated record